AUGGGGUUUAUCUAUGGAGAAUUAGUAGAAGCCAAAAAAAUCUAUCAAAGCUGCUACCAACAACUUGGAAGGUACUAUCAGCCUAUCCUCGAGAUCAUUGAUGUGAAAAUUAAAGGCAGAUUAGAUUCUCCGUUGCAUUUGGCUGCCUACUUGUUGAAUCCUUACUAUUUCUACAACAAACCAGACGUUAAGCCGGAUGAGACACUCAUGAAUGAGCAUUGGUGGUCGAUGUAUGGAUGUACUGUGCGUAAUUUGGCAAUACUAGCAAGGAAGGUUCUCUCUUUAACUUCUAGCUCAUCUGGUUGUCAACGAAACUGGUGUACAUUCCAAGAGAUUCACAAGAGUGAGAGGAAUAGACUAGACGUUGAUCAAAUGAACAGUUUAGUGUAUCUUCAAUUUUACUCAAACUUACUUAACAAGCGGAAGAGGAUCAAAGAGGGAGAAUCUGAUGUGCUCGUAGGUGAUGAUGGAGAAAAUGUAGAGGAGUGGUUUGUGGAGGUGGAACAAGGAGAAGAAGAUGAACUUUUUGAUGAAGAUGACCUAAUGUGA
This is a messenger RNA of Brassica oleracea var. oleracea, 549 nucleotides long. RefSeq lists its product as uncharacterized. The record is from RefSeq and is a predicted model, not a curated record. Lineage: Eukaryota; Viridiplantae; Streptophyta; Magnoliopsida; Brassicales; Brassicaceae. Gene Ontology annotation, molecular function: protein dimerization activity. The transcript has 3 exons. Bases 1 to 549 code for a protein of 182 amino acids.